AUGCGUUCCCCUUCUAAUGCAGACAUUCGCACUAAGUUGUUAAAUAAGAUAGAUUCGAAGCCAAGUACUCUCACAAUCGAAGAUCUUACAAUAGAAUGUCAGCGAUUCAUCAAUCUAAAAGCUGACACUUCCUUAGGCAAAACCCAAAAAGGGACAGUUGCAGCUAUCAAAGAUGACAAGAAUAUAGCUAAACAAAACAAGACAUUCAAAUUCAAUAACAAGGGGAAAAAGGGAACUCAUCAAACGCAACCACACAAGAACAAAUCAACCAACUCGCAGAAAAUACCAUCUACACCUUGCUGGUUCUGCGGUUUACUACACUAUUCCAAAGACUGCACUUACAAGAACCACAAAUGUAAAAAAUGCAACGAGGUCGGUCACAAGGAUGGAUACUGUUACUCCAGCAAGAGGACUGCCAGUAAUUCAUUAAUUAAGAAGCUGCAAUCUCAGCAGACGAACGUCACCUCCAUAGUAAAUCAUGUUAGUACUAUUCCAUUACGAAAAUUCGUUAAUGUGAAAAUAAACUCUCAUCCAGUAAAACUCCAAUUUGAUACGGGCUCUGACAUCACGGUUAUCUCUCAAAAUACAUGGUAUUCUCUUAGGCAACCUCAAACUCAGGUAUCCAAACACAUUGCACGAGACGCUUCAGAUUGGCUAAACGAAUUUAAUCUCUGGAAGUGUUCAUUCGACAUCUUUUGCUAUCAUGUCGCACAUUCAUCAAACCACAUUCAUAGUUUUCAGCUUGAUACUCUUAAACAAAAGUUCCCAGAGGUAUUCAAGCCAGGAUUGGGUCGUUGUACGAAAACUAAAGUUCAUCUGUAUCAAAAACCAGACGCUAGACCUGUCUUCCGCCCAAAAAGACCCGUCGCAUACUCUAUAUUACCAGUCGUCGAUGCAGAGCUCACACGCCUCGGACAGGCAGGUAUCAUCACUCCUGUAAAUUAUUAUUGGGCAACGCCCAUUGUCGUAGUCCGUAAAAAUAACAAAACAUGUAUCUGCGCCGAUUACUCCACAGGCCUCAAUAAUUCUCUGGAACCAAAUCGACAUCCGUUACCUCAUCCCGAUGAGAUUUUUGCUAAACUUUCAAAUUGCAAAUAUUAUAGCCACAUCGAUUUCUCAGAUGCCUUUUUACAAAUAGAAGUUGAUGAACAAUCACGUCAUCUUCUAACAAUCAAUACUCACAAAGGACUAUAUAUCUACAAUCGCUUACCCUUCGGUGUUACAACCGCUCCGGGUAAAUUUCAAGCUAUUGUCGAUUCCAUGAUCGCAGGCCUUGAUAAUAUCUUUGCUUAUAUUGACGACAUAGUGAUCGGAGAAACUACAGAACAAGAACAUAAUCAAAAUUUGUUCAAAUUAUUCGAGCAUCCAAACAAGAUCUCUGCUAUAGUCAAUAUGCCAGUUCCUACAAACGUCACUAUGUUGCGAGCAUUUCUAGGCGCUAUCAACUAUUACGGUCGUUUCAUGUCUCACAUGCAUACUCUCAAACAACUUCUUAAUCUACUUCUUAAGCAAAAUCUGAUGCUUCAAACGACGGCAUUGGCGCUUGCAUCUUGCAUAAAUUUCCAGACCACACAGUCAAAGCAAUUUGUCACGCUUCUCGCAGCCUUACAGAAACCGAAAAAAAUACAGAAAUUCACUCUUCAAACAGACCACAAAUCUCUCCUAAGUAUUUUUGGUCUCAAAAAGGGCAUUCUAGUCCACACUGCUAAUAGGCUACAACGCUGGGCUCUCCAACUUCUAGCAUACGAUUUUCAAAUCCAAUAUGUCAAAACAAUGGAUUUCGGCCAUGCAGAUGUUUUGUCCAGAUUAAUCAGUCAACAGCAGAAGCCAGACGAAGAAACCGUUAUCGCCUCAAUUCAUCUCGAAGAAGACAUCUCAGCCGCCUUACAAAACUCUUUGCAAAACAUACCAGUCACAUUCAAAGAGAUUCAAGAAGCAAUCAAGGUGGAUCUCAUUAUGCAGCAAGCUAUACAAUUCACAUUAACCGGUUGGCUCACAUCUUUAGACGAACCUCAGCUCAAAGCGCUUCAUCGCCGCCGAGAGGAUUUAACAGUGGUGCAAGAUUGUCUAAUGUUGCAAGAUCGCAUCGUCAUUCCAAUACUUUAUCAGAACCAAAUCCUUAAACGCGCGCAUAUAGUCAGCUGA
Wasmannia auropunctata (little fire ant) is the source of this 2145-nucleotide messenger RNA. RefSeq lists its product as uncharacterized. Bases 1 to 2145 code for a protein of 714 amino acids. NCBI's taxonomy places the organism in Eukaryota, Metazoa, Arthropoda, Insecta, Hymenoptera, Formicidae. The transcript has 5 exons. The record is from RefSeq and is a predicted model, not a curated record.